Molecule: messenger RNA, 1915 nt
Organism: Impatiens glandulifera
Lineage: Eukaryota; Viridiplantae; Streptophyta; Magnoliopsida; Ericales; Balsaminaceae
Product: receptor-like serine/threonine-protein kinase At4g25390
Exons: 1
Coding region: 28-1782 (584 amino acids)
Biological process (GO): protein phosphorylation
Molecular function (GO): protein kinase activity; ATP binding
Source: RefSeq, a predicted model, not a curated record
CAAGCUGUCCGUUAUUUCCCGUUCAUCAUGCCGUCUCGCCGGAAGCUCUCGUCGCCGUCGCCGUCUCUCCAGCCUGAGAAGGACAAUCGCCAUGUGUCUCCGCCGAUUGCUGGCGGAGCCUCCGCCGCUUUCUCUGCCUUCUUCCUCUUCUUCUCUAUCUGUUUCCGCAAACUCACUAGCAAAAGGACCGUCCCAUCUGAUUCCAAACUUCCGCAUCGAUUCUCAUAUUCCGUCCUCCGUCGCGCCACAUCAAACUUCUUGGCAGCCAACCGCCUUGGUCGCGGCGGAUUCGGAUCCGUCUACCGAGGAACUAUCGGAAAUCCUUGUCAGGAAAUCGCUGUCAAGGUUAUGGACGUCGGUUCUCUCCAAGGCGAGCGUGAAUUCCAGAACGAACUCAUCUUAGCAGGUAAAAUUGAUUCGAUUUACAUUGUCUCAAUCAUCGGCUUUUCCACCGAUAAGAAACGACGACGUAUGCUUCUCGUUUACGAGUUCAUGUGCAACGGCAGUUUGCAGGAUUGCUUACUCCAUCGCAAGUCCGCGGAAUUGAAGGAAUGGAAGAAGCGAUUCUCCAUCGCACUUGAUAUAGCCAAAGGACUCGAAUAUCUUCACCACCAUUGUCAGCCACCUGUGAUUCACGGCGAUAUUAAGCCGAGUAAUAUACUCUUGGAUGGAAGUUUCAACGCUAAGAUCGGCGAUUUCGGCUUGGCUAGAUUGAGAUCGGAGAUAUCAAUAAUCGAAGGAAUUGAUGCGGAGAAAAACAUCGGUGGAGGCGGAGCAGAUGACAACGAGUCUAUAAUGGAAGAGACAGAGAGUAAGACGUCGGAGAUGUUACCGGAGGAAGAAGAAGAAGAAGGUGUAGUAAACGCUGUAUUAUCGGAAGGCAACAUUAAUAAGAGCGGAAGCCCAAAGAAGAGUCUAUCAGGAAAGGAUUGGUGGUGGAAGCAAGAGAAGAACGAAUCAGAGGUUGUGAAGGACUAUGUGAUAGAAUGGAUUGGAAGUGAGAAACCAAAGAGUGAAUGGGUUAGGGCUUCAUCUAGUUCGACUCCAAUAGGGAAAUCAGAGAGAAAAAGAGGAAAGAAGAGAUUAGAUUGGUGGGUAACAAUGGAUGACGACAAGAAUAUGGAAAAAGAGAAGAGAAGACCAGCUAGGGAAUGGUGGAGGGAGGAAUACCGUGAAGAACUCGAAAGAAAGAUGAAGAAAAAGAUUAAGAAUAAGAAGCAAGAAUCAGAAUCGACAAGUUAUGAUCAUGUAAGUGAAGAUGGUGAUGUAAAUAACACCGAUAGAAAGAAGAGGAGAAAUCAUGAUUCUUUAAGUUGUGGGAUUAGUAGCACGCCAAGUAUGAGAGGAACUGUUUGUUAUACUGCACCUGAAUAUGGUGGUGAAGGUUGUGAUUUAUCCGAUAAGUGUGAUGUCUACAGUUUCGGUGUUCUUUUGCUAGUUUUGAUUGCUGGAAGAAGACCGCUGCAGGUGACUAGUUCACCAAUGUCGGAAUUUGAACGAUUCAAUCUUGUAUCGUGGGCGCGUCAUCUUGCCCGUGUGGGAAAGCUUCUGGAUUUGGUGGAUCAGUCUAUUAUUAUUGAAUCUUUGAAUAUAAAAGAAGCUAUACUAUGCAUAAAAGUUGCAUUAGUUUGCAUUCAGAAAUCCCCUGCUCAACGACCUAGUAUGAAGGAAGUAGUUGGAAUGUUUUCGGGUGAACUAGAAUCGCCCCAGCUUCCACUUGAGUCGUUCUCGCGGUUUCCUCACAAUAAGAACAGGUCACAAAGGAAGCUGGUUGUGCGGUAAUCUUUCUUUCUUGUAACUUGUAAGUGCCCAAUUUUCAGUCACAUAUGCAGGCAGCUCUGUUCAUUAUUGUUGGUCUUCUUUCUUAUUGAUUCUUUAAGCACAAAAGUUUAUACAAUAAAAUGAAGUUCACAUU